AUGGCGGCCGCUCAGGAUCGUGUGCAGAACUACAUGGGCCAGCUCGACAGGGAGCUCUCUAAGUACCCGGCCCUGAACAACCUCGAGAAGAGCACUUCCGUCCCGAAGGCCUAUGCCGUCAUCGGCCUCGUGGCUCUCUACUUCUUCUUUAUCGUCUUCAACCUCGGAGGCCAGCUCCUCACCAACUUUGCCGGCUUUGUCAUCCCAGGAUACUACUCCCUUGAUGCCCUCUUCACGGCGAACAAGGCCGAUGACACCCAGUGGCUGACGUACUGGGUUGUUUUCGCCUUCUUCACCGUUCUCGAGAGCCUGUUGAACGUCGUCUACUGGUUCCCAUUCUACUACACCUUCAAGUUCGUUUUCCUCCUCUGGCUCGCUCUCCCCGCCUUCCAGGGUGCCAACAUCAUCUUCCACUCCUUCCUGUCGCCCAUGCUUGCCAAGCACUUUCACAGCUCCAGCUCCACUGCCUCUGGCCUGCGCGCGAAGGCUGAUGCGGCCAAGGCCGAGUAA
Molecule: messenger RNA, 510 nt
Organism: Phaeoacremonium minimum UCRPA7
Lineage: Eukaryota; Fungi; Ascomycota; Sordariomycetes; Togniniales; Togniniaceae
Product: putative protein yop-1 protein
Exons: 5
Coding region: 1-510 (169 amino acids)
Source: RefSeq, a predicted model, not a curated record